Molecule: messenger RNA, 1682 nt
Organism: Aricia agestis (brown argus)
Lineage: Eukaryota; Metazoa; Arthropoda; Insecta; Lepidoptera; Lycaenidae
Product: cytochrome P450 4C1-like
Exons: 9
Coding region: 143-1675 (510 amino acids)
Molecular function (GO): oxidoreductase activity, acting on paired donors, with incorporation or reduction of molecular oxygen; heme binding; monooxygenase activity
Source: RefSeq, a predicted model, not a curated record
CAAAGUCGUAUAUUAGUACAUGUACUUGAUAAAAUAUAUUAUCUGAUAUACAUACUCACAAGUAUAUAAACAAGUUGCUGUUUCACUCUUCAGUUUAGACCGACUGGAUCAGACGAAUUUUCCUUGUGAUAAAGUUAUUAAAAUGUUUUUCUAUUUAUUCGGUUUUGCCGCAUUUUUAGUGGUCAUUCACAUACUUUUUAAUUACAAUCCUAAGGCCAGGGCCAUUUUGAGAAUCCCAACGACAAGUGGUAACUUUAUUAUUGGACAUGCCUUGAAUAUGUUGUUGUGUUCUGAAGUGGAGCUCUUCCGUUUGGGUCGGGAAAUGGCCGCCAAGUUCCAAGGAAUAUACGGAUUCCACGCGUUCCCAGUGUCCAUCGUCAACAUUUACAAUCCAGAAGACGUCGAGAUUAUCACAUCAAAUAUGAAACACCACGAAAAGGGCUUCAUAUACAAGUUCUUACAGCCGUGGCUCCAAGAAGGUCUACUUUUAAGUAAUGGUCCGAAAUGGCAGAAACGUCGAAAGAUUCUCACAUCGGCAUUUCAUUUCAAUAUAAUACCAAAAUACUUUGCGACGAUGAAGGAUAACGAUAAAGUAUUGAUUGAAACUUUAAAGAAAAGUGACGGACAACCCAUAGACAUCGUCACCACCAUCUCCGAGUAUACGCUUAACACUAUUUGUGAAACUGCAAUGGGAACCAAGUUAAGCGAGAAGGAAUCUGAAUUAGGGAAAUCAUACAAAGAAGCUAUUUAUGCCCUCGGAAGACUUCUAGUAAAGCGUUAUUCUAAUGUCUUUGCGUAUUCAGAUUUCAUAUAUUUUUAUUUAACGUCAUUAGGUAGACGACAAGUGAAAUACUUAAAUGUUAUUCAAGAUUUCACAAAAACUAUAAUAAAACAGAGAAAAGAAGCUUUAAACGCAAAUGAAGUUAGUGAUAUUAAUGAUAAUAACGAGGAGGACGAAAUGACCGGCAGGAAGAAAAGGACUGUUAUGUUAGAUUUACUUUUAUCUGUACAAAAGAAUGGUCAAAUUGAUGAUAAAGGUAUUCAAGAGGAAGUCGACACGUUUAUGUUCGAAGGGCACGACACGACUGCUGGUGGUUUAACGUAUACGCUUUUAUUGUUAGCAAACCACUCGGACAUUCAGAAGAAAGUCGUAGAGGAGUUGUAUAAAAUAUUUGGUGAAGACACACGUGAGGCUACUUUGGGUGAUUUAGCUGAAAUGAAAUACCUAGAGCUGUGCUUAAAAGAAAGUGUGCGAUUGUAUCCUCCUGUCCCGCACAUAUUAAGACAAAUAACACAGCCUUGUAAACUAAGUAAUUUCGAUAUACCAGCAAAUACAAUGUGCAGUAUCCACAUAUACGACUUGCACCACAAUCCCAAACUCUACCCUGACCCGGAAAAGUUCGAUCCUGAGCGGUUCCUGCCGGAGAACAGCGUGGGUCGACACAACUACGCCUACAUACCCUUCAGCGCCGGACCCAGAAACUGCAUUGGUCAAAAGUUUGCGAUGAUGGAAAUGAAAUCGGCUAUUUCAUCAAUAUUAAGAAACUUCGAGCUAGUUCCUGUGACCAAGGUGGAAGAAGUAGUAUUAACUGCAGACAUAGUGCUAAGGAAUACUGAUCCUAUCUACGUUAAGUUCCAACCCAAAAGUCGGUACUUGAAUUUAAUAAAUAUUUGAUAUAAUA